Messenger RNA from Trachymyrmex cornetzi, 3873 nucleotides. Its product is annotated as bicaudal D-related protein homolog. Lineage: Eukaryota; Metazoa; Arthropoda; Insecta; Hymenoptera; Formicidae. The transcript has 7 exons. The coding region runs from base 1215 to 2897 and encodes 560 amino acids. The record is from RefSeq and is a predicted model, not a curated record.
CCACAGCGAGCAGGUAGACCUCGCGUUCGUGAUCCGUGUUCGUGAGCGAGAUUCGUGACCGCUCUCCCACAUCCUCAGCGCGCGUGUUUCGCAGUGAGUUCGCGAGAAGUGGAGAUGCGUGUGUGUGUGUAGAAGCGGCUGGAUACUCAUUGCGAGAUGGUUCUAUCGCAAAUCAGACGUACGCCGAGAGACUCUCGUAAUUUGCUCCAACAUAGAAGAUUUCUGUUUCGUUGCUCUGAAGUAAACAGUGUGGUUAUCUGAGAAUCGAUCUUUCUUAUGAUCUUUCUACAAAGCUAAAACGAACGUUAUUCAUUACGGAUAAAUGGAGAAUCGCGGAGUAUCGUUGCGUCGUAAUUCACGCGAGUCAUUCCCGAUCUGAUGGUGCAGUGCUCGCUGGGAAUCGUCGAUCAUUCUUGCGAUUAUACCCGCGAAGUGAAUUCGUAACCGGAUAUGCUCGAGCGAGUUGUGAACGAAUGAACGGAGUAGUGUGUGUCGCAAUUCGACGGACUUUCCAUUCGCGUAGCCUUGCUCCGAACAAGAUCGAGAAAUCGCGGGACGAUUCGCGACGAGUCUCGAGCUGAAUAAACGUCUCCUUCUGGGGCAGUGUACGACAUCGAGCUGCGGAGUGCGCGAGGCAGCGGUGGAGACGUAAGAAACUGUCCAGGUUGAUAGCCGGUCGAUCGAUAGCGCGGCGAACUUCCGCGAUCGAUAUCCCCGGGGAGAAGAAUAGCGGUACGUUGCACUCGCGCAAUGAGAACAUCGCCGUCGUUGUCUUAUACAAUAAGGAUGCUGUUAAUUGCAAUAGUGGAGGACUCAGCCCGUCUAUAUUUGUGCGAUUACGAGUGCACCGAGCGCAAUGUCAGGGCGACCGAUCGCUUCCGGUAGCCGAGCGCUGACACGAUUCUCUGCGACGAGGAAGGGAACUCGCGGGACAGACCGACGACGAUUGCGAUUACGCAGAGAGAGCUAAUCAAUGGCGUUCGAUAAUUUGACGCUACCCACGCACAACUAUGCGGUGUCCACGAGGGAAAGUCGAUCGUGACGUCACUAACAUUAUUACCGUGUCCGAAUACGUUUGACGUGUUGUUGCCGAAGUGUACACCUGACGCGGUUUUCUCCUCCUUCGUAUAUCGAUCGAGAACCGCGAGUUCGUGACGGAAACAGAAGUGACGUUACGUCGUGCUGUGUCGUGGAAGGUACACCGAUAACUCGCGAUGCUACCGAAGAAAGACAGUCAGACGGAGCCGUACGCUCUCGAAGAUAUGAUAUCGGAUCUUCAGGCGAGAAGGCACUCGUUGGAUCACGAGGACGUCGUGCAGGAUCCAGCCGAGUUACUGAAGCAACGCGAGAGAGAUCUCGUCCUGGCCGCUGAACUCGGCAAGGCUCUACUCGAAAGGAAUCAGGAGUUAACGAAGCAGGCUGAAACCUUAGCUGAGGAAUACUCCGCCAAAUUAGAAAGUUUGGAGCAGGAGAGGCAUCUACUGCGGAGGAGACUCGAGGAAGCCAGAGAUGAGAGUGAGACGAGGGCUUUGGAGCUCCAAGCUGACGUGGAGAGCCUCAGGAGCCAGUUGGAGGAGCAAAAUGAAAGGGCGAGAAGAGCGGAACGCGAUCAAGCCACCCUAGUUGCGGAGUUGACGGCGCAAAACACGAGGCUGGCCGAUCAGAUGAGGGAAGCUGCCAAACAAGAGGAGCAGUUGCUCGCGGAAGUGAAGAGGCUGAGAGAAAAUUGCGCUCUCAGGAACACUACCCUGCAGGAUCAUGUCAGCAGCCUAGAAGUCCUCAGGGACGAGGUACAACUGGUAUCCGCACAAAGGACGGAAUUAGAGAGGCGGUCCUUGGAGCUGCGAGAGGAGAGGGCCAGGGCGAUCGCAGCCCUCGAGGAAGCCGAGGAGAGAGCUACGGCCAUGGAACGACUCGGCCACGAAGCGGAACACCGCGCGAGAGUGGCGGAGCAAGAGAGAGACGAAUUGGCGUCAGCAUUGGCAGCUAUCGAGGCAGAAAGGAGAGCCCGGUCCGGUUCGAUACAGAAAACACCGAGGUCUUUGCAAGCAGAAAUGGAGUGCGAGGAGAGUGGCAACUCGCUCGGAGAACAGGAAGACGGAAAUCUGAGAACGGAAGUUGCAAGGGCGACGAAGCGGCUGAGGGAACUGUGUGCUCAUCUGAGACGCGGCGAGGACGACUCGGGUCUGCAGAGCGACUGCGACGAAUCCAUGCUGGUAAUCAAUCUCAACAACUCCGAGGCAGAGGUAGGCACUAACGACCGGGAUACUCACUCUUCACCGACAAAUUGUCCGGGUGCGCUGAUAGAGCUGGUCGAAGAAGUCUAUAAUCUUGCGCUAUCAGGUAGAGGAGCACCAGGAGAAUUAGGAUUGGCGGUGGAACUUCAUAGGGUACGGGAAGAACUGGAGAACUCUCGGGAGCAGUGCAGGAUACAGGAAGAGGAACUGAAGCGACGCGGCGAUACUAUUCUGGAGCUGACGAGCAAGUUGAGUGUCUGCGAGGCUGAACUACGCGGUGCCAAGGAGGAACGUGAUAGGGCGAGGUGCGACAUCGAGCAUUCCGAGCUGACAAAGGACGAGAUCGUGGCGAAGGCUUACAAGGUGCGAGACCAGGCAGUGGCCCGACAGAAUAGGGUGGAGGUGGAGCUGGCUAGGACGCGGAUAGACAUUUUACAGGCGGACAGUCAGCUGAAGGAGGCGAUCAAGCAGAAGAUUGAGCUCAGUCAGCAGCUGGAGCAAUGGCAAAUGGACAUGCAGGCGCUUCUGGAUGAGCACGUGCGAAGCAAACUAACUCCGACCUCGCAGAUCGUCGCCACGAGUGAGAACUCAGAUAUGUCGGCGCCGGCCAGGAAGAAGAGGAGUACCGGUUCGACGAAAAAGAUGUUCGGCCUGUUUUGACGAAAGUGACGCAGCGCGAUGGCCUCGCUGCGUUAAGCCGAGCGAUCGCGACUGACAUAGAUUUUGACUCCUGAUUCCCGCGCAGCCAUUUCGCAUAAAAGAAACGUUAACGGAACGAAGAGAUAAUUGCGAAAAGAAAGUGAAUUUAGGUGUACUUAUCUUUCUAAAAACUGUUCAAUCUCGUGACGAAUAGGGUAGCAUUUUAGACAUCUUCUACUUUGCUACAGUCAUUAUAAAUAAUGCCAUUUGCAUCGCACGAUUGCGAUUUAUGAACAAGCAUCUGGGACUAAUCUCAAACUAGCGGCUCUGUGUAAUUAAAAUUAGCAGCUCGAACCAGACCGGACACGUCUAGAAAUCCUUAAGAGAUUGGAUAUCAUGCGUUUGAUCCGUCAUUUUUCUGCUUAAGAUAAAAUGAGAUAGAAUAUGCAUAAAAUAAGAUAUCUAUGCAUCUCUUUUUAUCUUAUGCAUUUCAUCAAGUUUUCUAAAUGGUAUCCAAUCUCUUACUUGAGGAUUGCUCAAGUAAUAGAUCUCUCUUAUUUGAAGAUCUCAAGACACGUCUGGAUUCGUGCGAAUCUCGGGAUAAAUGUUGAAGCAUCUCAGUGCGACAUGACUCGUGCGAGAAACGUUCACGUUGUUCACAGCGAGGAGUCUAUUACAUCGAUGCUGAUGCUCGUGUCGAAACCGUAAUUCGAAUUUAAGUGGCGUCGCUUGCAGAAACAGGGACGUUCGACUUUCUACAAUUCCUCAACUAGGGAAAGUUGCGGACCCCCAAACGUUCUCGACGUGUCCAAUAUUGUCGUCAUCAUAUUUUUCACCUUCGUCUCGAUACCCGCGUUUUCUGUCGGCCACUUUUUUUAUCAAGUAAUCGAUGUAAUCCGGACUGCUCAUUAUCGCUUGACUUCGUAGACCAUUCAUGCGAAAAGUAUUAAAUUGUGUUGCGACGCUAACGGAGUCAGUAAGAUGGACAAGUCGUUAU